This is a messenger RNA of Verticillium nonalfalfae, 1878 nucleotides long. RefSeq lists its product as uncharacterized. The record is from RefSeq and is a predicted model, not a curated record. Lineage: Eukaryota; Fungi; Ascomycota; Sordariomycetes; Glomerellales; Plectosphaerellaceae. The transcript is spliced from 3 exons. The coding region runs from base 1 to 1878 and encodes 625 amino acids. Gene Ontology annotation, molecular function: ATP hydrolysis activity; ABC-type transporter activity; ATP binding. Gene Ontology annotation, cellular component: membrane.
AUGGAGUCAGAACAAGAUAUCGAGCUCGGCCAAUCGUCGUCGUACAGGCCUACCAACGAUGUUGUCGAUAACCUCUCGUGGUCAGAAAUCAGCGUCAUGGUGAAGGACAGGGUGACCAAAAAGCCACUCUCGAUCCUGACCAAGCCUGCGGGUAUUGUCAAUGCAGGCGAAAUGCUGGCCAUCAUGGGACCCAGUGGCUCUGGCAAGACAACGCUACUCAACACGCUUGCGCAUCGUGUCGCUGCUUCUGGGGCCACCACUACAGGCGACAUAUGUGUCAAUGGUAUUCGAAUUGACACUUCCACCCUUCGAGGCAUUUCCGCAUACGUCGAACAAGAAGACGCGCUCAUCGGCAGCUUGACUGUCAGAGAGACUAUGAUCUUCGCCGCUCAACUCGCUCUUCCCAGAAAUGUGACAAAGGCCGAAGCCUUCCGUCGUGUUGAUGAGCUCAUCGGAAGCUUUGGUUUACAGUCCCAAGCACAUACAAUUGUGGGCACUCCCAUCAAAAAGGGACUCAGCGGUGGCCAGAAGAAGAGACUUGGUGUUGCUAGCAGACUGGUGACCUACCCCAAGGUGCUGUUCUUGGACGAGCCCACGAGUGGUCUCGAUUCGGCUCUGAGUUACGAGGUCAUCAAGCAUAUCAAGGAUAUAGGCAAGCGGAACAAUCUCAUCAUCAUUGCUUCCAUCCACCAACCUUCAACGACAACUUACCAGCUGUUCGACAAGCUUAAUCUUCUCUCCCGAGGUCGAACAUGCUAUUUCGGUUCCAUAGAAGAUGCACCAAGAUACUUUGAAGAGAUUGGGUACCCGAUCCCGGCCAUGACGAACCCAGCCGAAUUCUUCCUCGAUCUUAUCAACAUUGAUCUUGACAAGAAUGGAGAGGUGCUCAAACGUACAGAGCACAUCAGCGAUACUUGGCAUGAGGGCGAAAAGAGACGCGCGCUUACUGACGAGAUUCACAAGUCGAGCACCAUGUCCAAACUCGACGUUUCGUCCAUCAAGCUGCCGAGGCCCCGACCCUAUAUGAUCCCGCUGACCCUUUUGCAACGUGCCUGGAUCAAGGCAUAUCGCGAUGUUGUUGCCUAUGGCAUACGUAUCGUCAUGUAUCUCGGUCUGGCAAUCAUGAUGGGUACAGUGUGGCUGCAACUCGGAGACUCUCAGGAGUACAUCCAACCGUACAUCAACGCCAUGUUCUUUAGUGGUGCCUUCAUCUCGUUCAUGGCUGUUGCAUACGUGCCGGCCUUCCUGGAGGACCUCAUGACAUUCCAAAAGGAGAGGGCCAACGGCUUGGUUGGCCCCUCCUCUUUUAUUCUGGCCAACUUCCUCAUCGGCGUUCCGUUUCUCUUCCUCAUCACGAUCCUUUUCUCGGUUGUCGCGUAUUGGCUCGUCGGUAUGCGCUCCGACGGCUCGGCUUUCAUGACUUUUGUCAUGUGGCUUUUCCUGGAUCUCCUUGCCGCCGAAUCUCUCGUCGUUCUGGUCUCGAGCAUCUUCCCAAUCUUUGUCGUGUCUCUGGCCAUCACCGCCUUUGCCAACGGCCUGUGGAUGUGCGUCGGCGGCUUCCUAGUUCCGAUGAACAUCCUGAACGUCUUCUGGAAAUACGUCUUCCACUACAUCGACUACCAGGCCUACGUCUUCCAAGGCAUGAUGGUCAACGAGUUUGAGAGCGCGACAUACGAUUGCGGCCGUGCUGCGGACGGGUCCUUCAGCUGCAUGUUCCCCAGUGCACUGAACUCUCAGGGUAAGAUUGACGGAGGAGCUGUCUUGUCGAAUCUGAACAUCUCUCGUGGCCAGACUGGGCAGCGUGUGGGAAUCAUGAUCAGCAUCAUCGUGGUGUACAGGGUCCUGGCAUUCCUCGUCUUGAGGUUUCUUCGGAAGUGA